GUAAUGCGGUUCAGACAGGGGAACAAGUGAAUUGUGCGGCCGAAAACAGUCGGGCAGGUCUCUGGGGCAAUAAAACCAGUAUUUUAUAUUUUUAACAUCCGUAAUGCGUUUGAGAUGUUUGUAUUUUAUGCCAUGAUUGACUAAUUCCCCGGAUAAGACAGAAAGGGGUGCUUUGGCGGAUGCUUUUUUAGAGAGCUGCGUUCAGCAGUUGCUAACUAACGUUAGCUAGCCGCCGCCGGGUGGUCUGUUGUUAUAGCUUGCAUGGUGGUUCUGAGAACCAUGAGCCGUGCUGCACCCCACACUGGAGGCCGUACUCACUCAGACCAGGACAGGCAAGGCGGAUCGGAGGGUGGGACACACGGAUGGCAACUGUCGGCUUCCCUUAUUGACUGACUACAGACAAUCGGGCCCAAAGGUGAAGCUACUAACUGUCUGGCCCCUGGUUUCAUCCACACAAUCAGAGCCCAGGACAGGACCACCAAGUAGGGUAGUCUCCCUUUAAUAAAGGUAACGUCAACAAUAUUGUUGUCAUUUUGUGUCACUAUUCCUGAAUGUACCCCGUUGAUUUUCUCAAUAAGCGAGAGGACUAGGGAAUGGUGCCUUUGAGAGCUUUGCAAGACAUUCAUUCAUUCAGCCUGUAGUUUAGAGUUGAAUGCGAUUCAUAAAGGGCUUUGAAGUUGUGCUUGACCAUGACCCUCUAAUUACUCUUAGAUAGAUUCCAAAGAUCUAUCUACAUCAAAUCGUAAUUAUAACUGGCCUCCAUCUUGUGUAUCUGGCUCCUUGACAGAAAUAAUGUUUUUUGUUGUUAAAGGUUCCUGAUAUUCCUGUGUAUCUAUGUCAACUCUUGACUAUCUUCAGAUGAGUGCAGUCCGUGGAGGAACAAUCACUUGGCGGCCACAGCCCUGGCAGGACGGCGACGGUGGGGGCGGGGAGCCUCUCUCGGACAGCGACUCCGAAGAAGAGGACUUUCCCGACGACAGCACCACUCCUUUAGGAGACUACAUCACACAUGGUAUGGUGGAAUGGGAACGUCCAAAUGAAUGCAUCAGUGAUGUUACACAGAGAGCUCAUCAUGUGCUGCCUAUAUCAUAUAAGUGUCUAUCUCUGUACCUCUUUCUAUCUCCUCACUCUUUACUUUUUCUCUCCCUCAGGGUUGAAGCAGCUACUGGACGCUCAGCAGCUGUGUGACGUCACUCUGUUAGUGGAGGGGAAGAGGUUUAUGUGUCACAGGUGGGGUCAAUGACCUUCUCUCAAUUCUAUUGUACUACAGACAUCCAAACAGUGCAUGUUGUUACACACAAAGGAAUAUGUUACACAUACUCGAAUGCCUACUGCAGUUUCAGUACUCCAGUCUCCUGCAGUUCGUUGUAGUCACACCCUAUCUCAGCCUUAUGUGAAUGACGUCAUGCUUCUGCCUCUCUUCAGAGUCCUCUUGGCAGCGGUCAGCCCGUAUUUCCGUGCCAUGUUCACUAGCCCGUUGGUGGAGUCCCGCCUCACUGAGAUCCGAUUGGAGGAGGUGACGCCGUCAGUCAUGGAGACUGUCAUCCAGUUCGUCUACACUGGGGAGGCAGGGCUCUGCCUGGACACGGCCGAGGACCUGUUUGUGGCGGCCAAUCGGCUUCAAGUGAUGCCCCUGCAGGAUCUGUGCUCCAGGUAACUAUAUAGUCAGUGCUGCCUGACACAGAUACGUUGUAUUUUCCCCGGUCCAGAAUGCUGCUCAUACUCCUAAGCCUAUGCAGUUCAGUAACUGCCACAGAGUUUUGAUAGCAUUUUAAAAAGCCAGCUUUCUUUUACUGUCUGGUUUUCUAUCCUCAAACAUCUGUGUGUGUCCAUAGGUUCCUGUUUGAACACCUGUCUGUGGACAACUGCCUGGGCAUGUACUCUCUGGCCCGCUCCCACCAUGACCAGCUGCUCCUGAGGGCCUCUCUGAGGCUGGUGGCCCAGCACUUCCCCCGCGUGGCCCGCCAGAAGGACUUCCUGCUGCUGGACCCAGGCACCCUGGGCAGCCUUCUGGGCUCCGACCGCCUGGGCGUAGACUCUGAGGCAGAGGUGUAUGACGCGGCGCGCCGCUGGGCCGAGCACCAGCCCCUGGACCGCUACAGCCACAUGCCGGCCCUGCUCCACCACCUCCGCCCCGGCCUGCUAUCCCUGGAGGAGAGCCGGCGGCUGAGCCAGGAGCUGGGCCCUGCGUCGGCCGGGGAGGGCCUGGGGGGCCCGCUGAGGCCCCGGGAAGGCAUGUUCGAGAAGAAGAUAGUGUGUGUGGACCUGAAGCCACGGGAGGACGAGUCGCUGAACGAGAGGGACUUCACGGUGGACUGCUUCGACCCACGCACAGGAAAAUGGGAGAAGCUGGCUGCCCUGGGCUCUCUGCUGUGCCCAGGUUGCACGGCCAUUGGGGGGCGGCUGUUCGUAGCGGGGGGCAUCCUGCGGGGGGGCACGGUGUCCACGGAGGUCCAUGAGUAUGACUCUGUGUUGGAUCGCUGGCUGGAGCGGUCGCCCAUGGUGUCGCCCCGGGCCAUGCUGGGUCUGCUGGGCUGUGGGGAGUCACUCUAUGCCCUGGGGGGCUGCAACAGAGGAGCCAUGCUGGACUCCUGUGAGAUCCUGGACCUGGCCUCUCUCCAGUGGGGCCCCGGGCCCCGUCUGCCCCUGCCACUGCGCUCAUUUGCCUGUGCCGCCCUGCGCGGCCGCAUCUACCUGCUGGGUGGCACCACGCUGGAGCAGAACCGGGCGGUGGUGCACGCUGGCGUGCUCAUCUACCACACCCUGACUGACUCGUGGACCCGCGUGGGACUGGACUCUGGCGCCACCUGCCUGGCCGGAGGGGUGGCAGUGCGGGGAGGGGUCUGUGCCAUUGGAGGUUACAUGAGGGACGCCACGAAGUUCAUAGAUGGGAACUACACCCAUCUGGAACCUCUGGACGCCACGGGGCGAGUGCUGUUCUUCAGGGAGGGCCGGGGCUCAGGGGUGGAGCGGGAGGUGACAGGGGCGGUGGUGGCGGAGAGGGGCGGGGGCGGGGGGAGUGACCGAGCCCCCAGUCCGGUGGUUUUCCCGGGGCUGCCCAGAAGGAUCGCUGCCGGGGGCGUGGCCAGGUGGAAACGCAGGAUAUACGUGCUGGGCGGGGAGAACGGCUCCCGUUUCUAUGACAGUGUGUACUGUUGGAAGCCUGGCUGGCGCAGCUGGGUCCAGAGACGGGAGAAACUACCUGGAGACACAGGGGGAGUCAGCCAGUUCGGCUGUACCACCCUCAAGUUCCCCAAGAAACACAUCCUGUCCCGGCUGAGACUGGCUCGGGAGGACUGCAAGCCUGAUGAUGACGACGACUAG
This is a messenger RNA of Coregonus sp. 'balchen', 3324 nucleotides long. The record is from the annotation of a GenBank genome assembly. NCBI's taxonomy places the organism in Eukaryota, Metazoa, Chordata, Actinopteri, Salmoniformes, Salmonidae.